AUGGCGUGGCAAUUACAGCAAACAAUGGGCACCACGAGCACACGCUUCCAGAUGUCGUCGCCGGCAAUGGUCCACUGCUUGGCGGCCGUUCGACGAUCUGCCAACUACGCUCCCAGCUCCUGGGAUUACGACUCCCUCCUCCAACUCUCGCCCAACAAUGGCGGACAAGCAGAUCAAGUCGAUAAGUUGAAGGCCGGUGUGAGGGAGCGGCUGGUGGCGGCGAGCCGAGGCGGCCACCAAACUGCCAUGCUCGGGCUUGUCGACACGGUGCAACGGCUUGGCAUCGCCUACCACUUCGAGGAGGAGAUCGCUGGUAUCCUCAGGUCCGUCCACCAAAAGCCUCACCGGUGCAGCUGGGAUUAUGGUGAUGUUGCUUCCACAGCCUUGAGGUUCAGGUUGCUCAGGGACAGUGGUUUCCCUGUCUUCUUCCCUCCAGAAUCUUUGAAAAAUCUAAAGCACCGGGCAGGCGACGUCAAGGGACUCCUCUCGCUCUACGAGGCUUCAUACCUUGCGUUUGAAGGCGAGGAAUCAUUGGACAAGGCUAGAGCAUUUUCCAAUAAAGCUCUCAGAGAGCACUUGUCAUCCAUGGAUCACCACUUACGCCAAUGUGUGGUCCAUGCUUUGGACCUUCCAUUGCACCGGAGGUCUCCUAGACUAGAAGCAAGAUGGUUCAUAGAUCACUACUCUAGAGAUGAGAGCAAUUCCGACCUGUUGCUCAUUGGAUUUGCAAAGGUGGACUUCAACAAUGUGCAAAGUGUGAACCAGGAAGAACUCGCUAGAUUGGCAAGGUGGUGGAAGGGGACAGCCCUAAGUGAAAAACUGGGGUUCGCACGGGAUCGCCUCAUGGAGUGCUUCCAUUGUGCAAACGGAAUUGUUUGGGGGCCAAACGAUGGAGCAUGUCGGGAAGUGCUUGCUAAAGUUGCUAAUUUAAUAGUUCUCUUAGAUGAUGUUUAUGAUGUGUAUGGAACUCUGGAUGAACUCGCCCUCUUCACCGACGCCAUUGGAAGAUGGGAAGAAAGACCCAGUGAAAUGCUCCCAGAAUACAUGCAAGUACUCUAUUCCGUCAUGUACAACACAUCCGCCGAGGUGGCUGAAAAUGUGUUUAAACAACAUGGUUGUGACGCUCGUUAUUUUCUUCAGAAAGCGUGGCGAGACAUGGCAGAGUCUUUCCUGGUGGAGGCAAAGUGGCACCAUGGAAACCAGAGACCAACACUGCAUGAGUAUCUUGACAAUGGAUCAAUUUCGUCCUCUGCUCCAUUGUUGCUGCAACAUGUGUUUCCCCUGCUCCACGUGGAAGAAAAGCUUACCCCAAUGUCUCUCGCUAAAGUUGGAAGCUACCCUAAAUUAGUUCAGUCUGCGUCCUUAGUUCUUCGCCUCUGCAACGACUCUGCAACCCACUCUGCGGAGCUGGACCGAGGGGAUGCACCAUCAUCAAUAUGUAUUCACAUGUCAGAGAACAGCUCCAAUGAGCAAGAGUCUCGCGAAGCCAUGGAAGAUCUUACCAUGAAAGCUUGGAAGUCGAUUAACGAAGAUGCAUUCAAACACUGCCAAUUUUCUAGAUCUUUUGCCAAGACUUGCGUGAAUUUGGCUCGAAUCUCACAUUGUAUUUACCAAGGUGGGGAUGGUUUCGGUGCGCCGGAUGAUCAGAAGAAAAGGCAAAUCAGAGAGUUGUACUUUGACUCUUUCAUGACUAAGAAACAUUAA
Messenger RNA from Triticum turgidum subsp. durum (durum wheat), 1704 nucleotides. The record is from the annotation of a GenBank genome assembly. NCBI's taxonomy places the organism in Eukaryota, Viridiplantae, Streptophyta, Magnoliopsida, Poales, Poaceae.